AUGGAAGCUGGAUCCCAGAAAUACCAUGAUAUGAAGCUGACUACGUUGAACAUACAGCUUGCAGAGUUGUAUGAGAAAAUCAGCAAGGAUUUGAGCCCCCCUCGCCCUUUGCCAGCAGAGACACGUGAUAAACGUGAUAAGAGCAAAUACUGCAAGUUCCAUAAAUACCAUGGUCACAAGACCGAGAAUUUCCGCGCUUUACAGAUCGAGGUCCAGCGAAUGAUAGACGCUGGAAAGCUACAAGACGGUAAUGGAGCAGAAAUUCGGGAGCUUGGGUGCACAAAGAUCGAGUUCUCUGCAGCAGACAUGAUAGGUGUAUAUGCUCCACACAAUUAUGCUAUUGUUAUAACUGCUUGGAUUGGCAUGUGUCGUGUACACCGGAUUCUAGUGGAUACAGGCAGCUCAGUGAGCGUGCUGUUUUCAGGAGCUUAUUCCUCUAUGAAUCUUCCACACGACUUGAUCGAGGAGGAUGAAAAUCCAAUUAUCGGUUUCAGCGGCGAAGUUACAAAGGCGAUUGGAAAAGUGAAAAUACUUAUAACAAUGGCUGACAAGUCUAUUCUAGGCAAUUUCCUGCUGCUUGACUGUAGGGCUCCCUACAACGCGAUUUUUCUUGCCCCUGAAGGAGUCGUGAAAUUUAGGAGUGACCAGAUGGCCGCCCACAAGUGUCACGAGAGUUCAAUGAACGAGUUCAAGAAGUCAGAAGUCCAGAUUGGAGAUGAGGAACACAAAACAACGUUCGUAGGGGCAGAUCUUCUUGCACAUGAACGUGAUGGUUUGAUUACAUUACUAAGGGCAAACACCGACGUUUUCGCAUGGAGUUUCGCUGAGAUGCCUGGGAUAGAUCCGAAUGUAUCCUGCCACAGGCUAAAUAUCGAUGAGAAGUUUCGUCCAGUUCGUCAGAAAAUCAGGAAUAUGGCACAAAGAAAAAGAGAUGGAGUUACUGCAGAAGUCGAAAGCUUGUUGGAAGCAGGCUUUAUUCGGCCAGUACAAUAUCCUCGCUGGCUAUCAAAUGUCGUACCCGUUCCGAAGAAGAAUGGUAAAAUUCGUGUCUGUAUCGAUUUUACUGAUUUGAAUAAAGCAUGUUCGAGUGAUCCAUACCCACUUCCACGGAUAAGAGAUUUGGUGGACGCAACCUCAUGGUACGUGAGACUGUCAUUCAUGGACGGGGAAACAUACCAGCACUUGGUAGACCAUAUGUUUAAAGACCUGAUUGGGAAGUCGAUGGAAGUGUAUAUCGACGACAUGGUGGUGAAAUCUGAACAAAAGGAGUCGCAUUUUCUUGACCUGCAGAAGACAUUCGAUAUCUUGAGGCAAUAUCAUAUGAAGCUCAACCCAGCAAAGUUCUUUGAUGUGUUGAAAAAAGCAGUGAAUUUUGGUUGGAAGGAUGAGUGCGAAAAAGCUUUCGAUGAGAUCAAACAGUAUUUGUCAAUUCCUCCAGUUUUGGUGAGUCCAAAAACUGGACAACCUAUCGAAGUUUAUUUGGCAGCAACAGAGAACGUGCUGAAGAGAAUCCUGGAACGUGCUGAUGAUUCCAGCCGACUAGCCAUAUGGUCAAAUUUUCUAGGGGCGUAUGAGAUCAAAUACGAAACCAGAACUGCAGAGAAGGGACACGCCCUGGAUGCACUGUUAGCAGAUUUUCAUGUGGACGAUAUACAAACGGUUACUGGAGAAGAAGAGGAGUUGUUCAAACCCAUUGAGCCAACCACUGAUCAGACUGGGGGAGAGUCGGCAAUGGAGGUCGAUACACCUGAACCAUUAUGGACCGUAUUUACUGAUGGUUCAUCAAAUGUUGGUGGAGCUGGAGUUACAUGUGUCAUCCUUACUUUAGAAGGUUCGAGGAUCGAGAAAGCAACCAGACUGGGUUUUCAAGCAUCAAACAAUGAAGCUGAAUACGAGGCUGCAAUUAUCGGUUUAAAGGCUGUUAAACAGUUAGAUGCAAAGAACGUGAAGCUGGUGACUGAUUCCAUGCUAGUAAUUAACCAGUUUCUCUGGACCUACAAAGCCAAGGAAGAAAGGAUGGCCUUAUAUUUGGAUCAUAUGAGAGAGCUGGCAAAUGAGUUUGACCAGUUCUCUAUUGGGCAGCUACCACGAUUGGAAAAUAGGCACGCAGGUUCUUUAGCAUAUCUUUCUUCCGUAGUCGAAACUGAUACCACUUGUUUCAUCGUAGUAGAUUUCCAAGAACUACCUAGCAUCUCCGACAGCCACUGCGUUCUGGCUAUCAGACACGCUAGUGGGGGCGAAGGGGCUGCUACAUCUGCACAUGGAGAUACUGAGGUCAUCGACAGCAAUAUGGAUGUCGACAGUCCAGUAAUAGAUAAUUAUGGCAGUCAUGUUGAAAACGCUGCAGACUGGCGUCAGCCUUACAUCCAGUAUUUGAAAAACGACAAACUCCCAGAAGAUGAGAAACUUGUUGCGAAGGUGAAAAAGAAUGUAUGGAGAUAUUCAAUGAUCGAGGGACAACUUCACCGCAAACCUGUAGCUUUCGAGCCAUUUUUGCGGUGCAUAUCAGCAGAGGAAGGGCAACAGAUAUUGAGAGAGGCUCAUGAAGGAAUAUGUGGCAGUCAUUCUGGAGGGCGCAGUCUCGCGCACAUGAUACUCACCCAGGGGUAUUUCUGGCCAUACAUGCAAAAGCAUGCUAAAGAAUACGCGCAGAAAUGUGUGCCAUGUCAAGAGCACGCUCCAAUUCCUAAACGGCCCGCCAACGAAUUGCAUCCAGUUUUUAGUCCCUGGCUAUUCUCUAUAUGGGGACUAGACAUCGUCAGAACACUUCCCAAAGCUCCUGGAGGCAUAAGAUUCGUACUAGCCGCUACUGAUUAUUUCACCAAAUGGGUCGAAGCAGUGGCACUGGUGAUUUAUACUGGUACAUCAGUGUUCGCAGAUCUCUUUGGUUACAACCCCGUGUGA
Molecule: messenger RNA, 2904 nt
Organism: Papaver somniferum (opium poppy)
Lineage: Eukaryota; Viridiplantae; Streptophyta; Magnoliopsida; Ranunculales; Papaveraceae
Exons: 8
Coding region: 1-2904 (967 amino acids)
Molecular function (GO): nucleic acid binding; RNA-DNA hybrid ribonuclease activity
Source: RefSeq, a predicted model, not a curated record